GUUGUCUCCAAAUCAUCCCCAGCCGACGCGACCUGUACAACAGAGCAGCUGUGUUUUUCCUUCUCGGCUGUCGAUUUUCCAUUCUGUUUCAGACUAAAGCAGCAAAUUCUUGUGCAUAAGAUGGUAUCACAGGGAGCCAGCCCACAGCAAGUAUUUGAGCCAGUGCAGUUCCUCUCUGUGCUCCAUUUUUAUACCCUACAUUGUACCAGCAGCCUCUGUAUUUUAACAGCAAGGUUUCAUUUUCUGACUUUAAAUGUGCUCAGCCUCCCGUCCCCAUCUCUGAAAAGCAGAAGCUUUGUGCCCAGCUUGUUUCCUGGCCUUCAGGUCCUGAGUUAGAAACUGAAUAAUGUGAUUCUUCAUUGACAACACCAUCUCUCUAAGAACGUGACAACAUCAUUUACAAGGAAAAUGGUUGCAAGAGCUGGCAGACCCCUGACCUCGAUAGGGAUACCUGCCUGCAAGAUUCACAGCAUGCGAUGGGGAAUUUCCCUUGCUCAUGUGGAAACCCAUCUUCCCUUGUCCUUGAUAUGCUCAUACCUGAGAAGAUUAUAAACCGUUUUCUUUCAGCUUUGCACUGUUGCAAUAAAUAGAGCCUCUUAAGGCUAUCUUGCCAUUCUUUAGAGAACAACAGAAUUGAAGCAACUUGGGGGAAGAAAGUUUUUCAGGGAUAAUUUAUAAAAAAAAAUUUCUCAGGUCUGUCAUAUUUGGAAGAGACGUGAAAUUUAGCCUGUGUAUAAUGAAAUAGUGUUUUGGCAAGUUCCUUAGUCAUAGCAGGCAUGAGGAAGGUACUCUUUUCUGAUAUAUGUGACUUCAUUUAUUACAUGCAUCUCUUAAAACUGAUUAAAAAGCUGAUUAAAAAAUCAGGUACCACGUACUCACAGCUGCUGACUAUACAAACAGGAACAAAAACCACCUGUUUGGUGGGUGGAGAAAGGACUUUUAUUAUCCAGAAUGGGAAUUAAACUAUGAGAUACGUGGAGAAAAUCCCCAAAGCCUUUUCCCUGCUGUUUGGUUUCAUAUCUGAGGUAUUCUGAAUGUGAUUUAGAAAUGCAUCGUUUCCUCUUACUUGAAAAAAUAGCUGAAUCAUGCUGUGACUUGAACAUAGUUCAGUAGUCGAAUAGUUUCUUCCUCCUUCAGCUGGUUAGAGACCAGUCCCAUCACUGAUGGAACAAAGAUAGCUAAAGGCUGAUAUUUAAACAAACUUACAUUUUCCUGCAAACCACAUCACAGAGCUCUGCAUGUUACAAACUGACUGUGUUGGUUCCCCUCACUGAAUUCAUUGUUUAGGUGUAACCAGGCAAAACAGGGUUGUUCCAGUGCUUCCUCAUGUGACCGGGUCUAUCUCAACAGACAUACCGAGCCUAAAGAUCAAUCUGCAACAGAUGUAUUCUUGAUAGUUUAUACUUUUUGGCUGAGUUUUUUACAUUUUGCAUGGGAGUACCUCCACACCUCAAUACCAUGCUUUAAUCUGUGUUAAUAUUCUAACAAAGAUGAGUGCGAAGGAACCCUUUUCCCCAAAGCCUCUCCUUCAAGGUUAUCCUCCAAAGCAGAGAAGAAACCAUGAAGUUUUGGGAGCCAAUGCAGGGAUCCAGGUGUUCAAGGGAAGCAAAGCACCCCAGUCCGCGUGGCUCAGCAAGCAGGAGGAGCAGCAGUCUUUUGGCAUCAGCUGUGGAUCCAGUCUGGGACUGUUCUGGAUUCCCACCUGAUGUGUGACUGAUAUGAUCUCAUCACAACCCUGGGCCACUGUCCUCUGCUUUCUGUGGCCUCCUUCAUGGGUAAAGACCUUUAUGGCCUGAUCACGUAUUCUCCAUGGGUCCUUUAUAUCACCCUGGGGAUACAGCAGCGAUUGUGGGAAUGACUGGUACUCACUUCACUGCCUGCACAGUUCUCCUGGAAAGCCAGCAAGACUCUUCCAGAUUUUAAGCUCACACUCCUCACUCACGAAAGCCACUCAGGAAUUAGGAGGAGUUCCCUGGGAGUGUGCGCAGAGAGGCUGGAUUAGAUAGACAUGGAGCGGCGCAUGGACAAAAGUCACCUUUAAGGGAAUGGCACUGAAUAUGCCCUGGGCUUGCCCAGCACAGGACGGUGGUGCCAGGCAUUCAUAGCUGUGACAGGGACAAACAGCAGGACCACGGCUGGUGUGAGGAGAAAUAACUGGUCCCUGGGGAGCUCCUGGGCUUGCAAAGAACUUGUUUGCUCCAGCAAGAUGGAUUCUUUAAAAAACCCUUAAUUUUAACCAGUGUAAUUUCCGUACUGGCAAUAGCAAAAAGGCAGUAAUAGUAAUAAACCAUCAGCGUUAUUUUUCAAGUGUCUUUUUUAACAAGGGUUAAUCAACAGUAAAAUUAACAGGCCCCUGGAGGGAGCUACCAGCAGCCCAUUCUGACUCACAGACUGAAAUUUAUUGCAGCAAGCAACUCAUUUGCAUUUCCUCCCGCAUGCAGAAAGGCACACUAACAGAAGAUGUUUGUAGGGAAAAGGGGUGGAGAGCAGGGAGGAACACAGGCCAGUGAAGUUGGUUUGGUUAUAAAGAGCUAGGGAGGAAAGAGAGGCAGCAUUUCAGCCCGCAUCUGGGUCUUCAGCGGACUCUGCGAUGGCAGUCAGAAAAGCUGAGUCACUGCAUUACUCCAUAGGGCUCUUGGGCAUUUCCGCAGGAUCACUCUUGCUGGCAGUGCAUUUCUACAGUAUACCCAGAGCAGCCCCCGUGAUCCCCAGCACAGCUUUAGGAGUCCUUCUGUUGAUUUUAUCGUCACUUUUGGCGUAUGCAGGAAUUCGGAGAAGCCAAAGAGAUGCGUCCCUGUUCUUGUCCCUCUGCCUGACCAUCUCAGUGUUCUGGUGCGGCUACGGAGUGGUCUUCAUCCUGGAAGGGCAAGGAGUUUUGAAUGACACCAGUGAUUUCCGCAAUGCCUUGGUGCCUGGCCUGGUCACCUUUACUUUGGCACUACUCAUUGUCGCCGUGGUGGGCUUCCUUAGCAGAGAGCUCAUCCUAGCUCUGAUUGCUUCUGCUGUCUCGCUCGCCAGUGCUCAUGAAGUUGCCAUGCACUACAGCACGUCUUUUGGUUCCUCUGCCGUGGCUUGCAAUUAUAUGAUUGUCUGCUUGGUUGGCGGCUAUUUUGCUCUGGGAAGGAUUGUUUAUUUCCUCUCCAAAGAGAAAAUUGCCCUCCCUGGCACAGAUCUGGCCAAGAAUAAGGCCCACGAGCAGCUCCAGCCCACCAGUGGUAGCGUGAAUCAUUUUGCGGUUUUCGGUGUGAUCCUGAACCUGCUGUCUGCCAGUGUCUUUGGCUGCAGGCUCCUGGGCGUCACUAGCAAACUUUUUAUUGGACAAGUGCCCUGGUUGUGGGCAGCUGGGGUCUACCAGAUUGGAGUCUGCGUUUUGUCAUACCGUGCAAUGGAUGUACUAAUGGCUACCUUCUUUGGUUUCACUUCCAUCCUGAAAUUUGCAGGAGGCUAUUGCCUUCUGUACCCAGUCUGGCAAACAGAGGAACCGUCCUUCCCUACCCCAUUCCUCGUGGUUUUUUCAAUUCUUUUUGCUGUCUUGGCCCUUUUCCUCACUCUUAAGAGCCUGGCGGAUGGCCUGUACUUGCUGUUUUAUGUGGCCUACUGCAUUGCAUUAGCUUGCCGUCCCAAGGGGUUUUUCGAAGGCGGACCCCAAGGUGUGGAUGUGGCCAUCUUUGUGGCCUCAGCCGUGAUGGCUCUGAUUCACCUGUACAACGUGAAAGCAGGCACCAAAAUCCCAAUAGGGCAGGGUGUUGUGAAGGCCCUGCUGGCUCGCAGCAGUUUCCUGAAGCUUCGUGAAGGGGCAGACCUUCACGCUCCCUACCUCGGGUACUCCAAGUACGCCGACGCAGAAGUACUUGGCUAUGCAUGCAGCGUCCUUGCUUCUUUUGCUAUUACAGUGACAGGGGACCCACAGGCUCCGCUCGCUACUGUUGUAAUCCCGUGGGUGGUGGUAGCUGGUGGGAUCCUUAAGUUUCUAGGCGGCUCAGUGGCCUUUGCCCGGGGUAAAACCCUGGAGAGCAGUGCCUUCAUUCUCUAUGCCGUCAUGUGGAUCAUUUGGGGCUUGGCAAGGUACGGUGGCCUCUACGGCACGACCAGAAGCUUCCACACAGCAGUAGGCAUCAUUGCCUUCAUGCUUUUCAAUGGCUUCAUUGUCUUCUGCACGCUGUUCUUAAACAUCACCUGGUUCUUUUACUCCCUCACCUUCUUGCUCAUUGCUGUCAGCUUCCUGCUGGAUGCCGUGGGUGCUCUUCCAGUCGGCUAUGACAUUGCUGCUACCGUCAUCUUUGGGCUGGUCAGCUUUUACUGCUUCCUCUCCGCGCUUUGCAGCAGCGUCUUUGAGGGUUCCUGCUUACCGAUGGGUAGGCCCCUCGUGCAGCUCAGUGGUGUGGGGGGAGGAAUGACCAAGUGCCUUCACCUGCCUGCCAGGAAAGCUUCCUCAGUCAAGAGAAUUGCAGAUAUCCUGAAGAGCGGAGGGACUUGUGGCAUCCCCACAGAUACUGUAUAUGUGCUUGUGGCAGCCUGUAAUCGGCCUGAUGCUGUGGAGAAAGCUCACCGCUCCAAACGCCAGGCUCAGGAGCGCCCCAUGUCCCUCUGGAUUUCUAGCCUGAAGCAACUGGAACCUGCAAAGCAUUUGUUCAGCCCCCUCCUCUGGGACUUCAUGGAAGCUGCCUGGCCAUCUCCUAUUAGCUUGGUGGUUCCCAGAGGUGCAUGGGUGGACUUCCUGGGGAUGAAGGACUCUGCUAAAUACGUCGGUACCCCUCAGAGCAUUGCCAUCCGCAUCCCCGAUUGCUCCGUCACCACACACCUCAUCGACCUGGUUGGCCCCAUUGUGGUCACGUCAGCUAACCCGACAGGAGAGGCAGACACAACACACCACAACCAAGUGUACGCCAAGCUGGGAGAUAAGGUGGAUGCAGUUCUUUGCGAUGGUCCUUCUCCAGAGAAUAUUGCCUCUACUGUUGUGGACUGUACCAAAAUUGACAGUGGAAAUAUAGGAUUCUUCAGAGUUGGUAUCAUCCCCAAGUCUCAGGUGCUGCAGAUACUGGAGCAGGUGCAGAAGAAACACUCACCGGUUCCUAGCAGUGGUACCGGGACCCCAAAAAGCCAGGAAGAACACCCAAACCACAGCCACGCCGUGCGAAAUGGGGUGGGCACGGCUGCCCCGGUGCACUCCGCUGGUGGGAACCACACUCGUCUCUGACUCCAUGCAGUCAGUGUGAGGGUGGGAUUACCAUUUUGAUGACUCCAAUAGUGUCUCCUUAGAAGUGCUGGAGCAUUAUGGAAGAUCCUCCCUUCUCGUUUUAUCUUCUGCAGAGUAUGAAUUUCAGAAGAACCGUAUGCACUGCGUUUGAAGAUGCUAGAAGCUGGUCUAUUGCCUUUUAGCAUAACUGAACAUACUUCACGGUACAUUUCCUCCAGAGUGCAGACUUUGUACAAGAGUGGUAACUGACCUGGAGGAAGUAACAGGAAGUUUCAAACCAACACGAAGAGUUUUCUUUGGCAAAAUCUGCCUGGCCAUGCAGUUAGUGGCUUGUUUAGCCUCUGAAAACUGUUGAUAUUACUCUUACCUGACUCAGGUGCAAGGUGCUGAUCAAACUGCAGCUGAAACCAAUGAAUAAUCUUAUUGAUUUCACCUGAAGUGCUAUUGGAACUUGAGCAUAAAUGCUGUGCAGUCAGAGAAGCUAAACCUCUGUGAACUGUGGCAAACCCGUGCCUUCUCAGCUUGUUCUUUACAGAACUGGCUCUCUUCCUGCAGAGAAAGAAAAUAUCAGAUAAUUGAGUUUGUGAACUCAUUUUGCCAGUCCACUUACUGUAUCUCUUUGGUGUUUAUUAAAACUGACUUACAGAAAUCAAUAAAAUAUUUUCAAUAAACUGUCAUAUGUCACACAGGACUGUGCUACCAACUGUGGCAAGAACAUGGAAAGAACUUUGCAGGUCAUGGUUUUAUGGAUUUCAGCAUUUUGGGGUUUCUUAUCUGUGCACAAAUGAUCUUACAAGUGAAUGAAAUCGCAGCAUUUUCUAGUGGGGGAGAGAAGGGGGAAAGGGAGAAUAAUACCUAACAUCAACCCCCUGGUGCCACCUUCCUUGCUGAGAAGUGCUAAUGAGUUCAUAAACACCAAGGCUGAAUUUGG
This is a messenger RNA of Anas platyrhynchos (mallard), 6128 nucleotides long. NCBI's taxonomy places the organism in Eukaryota, Metazoa, Chordata, Aves, Anseriformes, Anatidae. The record is from RefSeq and is a predicted model, not a curated record.